Hevea brasiliensis (rubber tree) is the source of this 708-nucleotide messenger RNA. Its product is annotated as universal stress protein A-like protein. The transcript has 4 exons. Bases 37 to 516 code for a protein of 159 amino acids. NCBI's taxonomy places the organism in Eukaryota, Viridiplantae, Streptophyta, Magnoliopsida, Malpighiales, Euphorbiaceae. The record is from RefSeq and is a predicted model, not a curated record.
UUUAAGCUGGUAUUGCCAUAAUCGCAAAGAAAGAAAAUGGAAGAGGGAAAGAAGGAGAAGAAGAAGGUAAUGGUGGCAGUAGAUGACAGCGAGUUUAGCCACUACGCUCUCGAAUGGGCCCUUGAUUUUUUAAAAGACGACAUAGCCAACUCUGAUCUUGUCAUCUUCACUGCUCAGUCCAAUUCUAACUUCGGCUAUGUUUAUGCUUCCUCUUUUGGUUCUGCUCCUCCGGAUUUGAUUGCAUCUAUACAAGAAAAUCAACACAAGGUUGCAUUAGCUCUCCUGGAGAAAGCCAAAAGCAUCUGUGCCAACCAUGGGAUUGUUGCAGAGAUAUUGACAGAGAUUGGAGAUCCCAAAGAGGCUAUAUGUGAGGCAGUAGAAAAGCACAACGUCCAACUUCUUGUAUUAGGCAGUCAUAGCCGGGGUGCUAUACAGAGGGCUUUCCUUGGAAGUGUCAGCAACUACUGUAUUCACAAUGCCAAGUGCCCUGUUCUUGUUGUGAAGAAGCCAGCUUAAGAACAUUGCUAAAUUAUGGUUCCCAGAAGACCAGUAAGUUCAAAUUUUAUAUCUGGUAUUACCAAAUUGUGUUGUGUGCGCUAAUUAAGAAGGGAUUGCUGAAGAUAUGUUGGUUGAUGUGGUUGAGAUUCAGGUUUUCUCAAACUCUGUAAUUUAUCAAAUAUGAAAUAAAAUGCAGUUCGGUUCAUUUUC